Messenger RNA from Notolabrus celidotus (New Zealand spotty), 1675 nucleotides. RefSeq names its product nuclear receptor subfamily 0, group B, member 2a (gene nr0b2a). The transcript has 2 exons. The coding region runs from base 541 to 1317 and encodes 258 amino acids. Gene Ontology annotation, biological process: circadian rhythm; negative regulation of transcription by RNA polymerase II. Gene Ontology annotation, molecular function: transcription factor binding; transcription corepressor activity. Gene Ontology annotation, cellular component: cytoplasm; nucleus. NCBI's taxonomy places the organism in Eukaryota, Metazoa, Chordata, Actinopteri, Labriformes, Labridae. The record is from RefSeq and is a predicted model, not a curated record.
UGGCUUAUCUGGGCAGAUUUAGAAAACCAAAUAUUGUUUUCAAAAUUCUGGUGCUGUUCAAGGGCUCCAUAAGAUAUUUUAAUCGAAAAUAAACGCAUUUAAAAAAGGUUGAUUCCAUCUCUUGAGGACUUAACUUGUAGGUCAAUGCCCUCUCUCUGCUUGGCCUCUUUCCAGUAGUGCAGGUGUGAGCUGGCAGUGAGCAGGGACACGGAGCAGGGCUGAUUACCUCUGCAGUCCUUGGUAGCUUGGUACUGCCUGGGUUAAUGACACUGGCUGUGAGAUAAGGCCCAACCUUCUUGAUAUCCAGGCGUUACUCCAUCGGCUCUACUUCAUUGAGAAAAGCUUAUCAGUUUCCCAGGGUUAUUCCAUCAGUCACCUGGCAGAGCACAUGGUUGUUUUUCACAGAGAGUAUUGACAAGUCAAGGUCCACUUUGCAGGCUGGGCUGGCCGUAUAAAUACAGGAGCGGUGGAGGAAGCAGCAGCAGAUGCUCAUAAGGAGCCCUCUUACACUUCACCAAAUAGAUCUCUACAAGCUAUAAAAUGGAUAAGGAAUGUUAUUGUUCAGCCAGCAGCGACAGGCUUUCCAACCCCAUCCUCUUCAACAUCCUGAGCCAAAUGGAUAACAGCAAAACAAGCCAAAACAGCUUUAACUACACUUCAAUACCUAAUAGAUGCAACUGUGAGCAGCGACGGACAGUGUGCUUAAAAAGGCCGUCUGACAUCUGCAAAGAAGCCUCAGCCGUUCUGGUUAAAACAAUCCAUUUCAUGAAGAAAUUACCUGCUUUUAACCAGAUGUCUCCCAGUGACCAGUUUGCGCUUCUCAAAAGCUGCUGGGCACCACUCUUCAUCUUGGGUCUGGCCCAGGAGCAUGUGGACUUUGAAGUGAUGGACACCCCUGCAGACAGCAUGCUGAAAAAGAUCCUCUUGAACAGACAGGAGAGCCCUGACAUGGACAAGGAGCAGCCCACCAUGGCUGGAGUCAGUAAGCUUAAAUCCUGCCUCAAAAAGUUCUGGAGUUUGGAUUUGAGUCCAAAGGAGUAUGCAUACCUCAAAGGGACAACAAUAUUUAAUCCAGAUGUCCCAGAUUUAAAGGCAGCUCUGUUUGUUGAAGGCCUGCAGCAGGAGGCCCAGCAUGCCCUCAGCGAGGUGGUCCGACUCCUUCACCCAGGGGGCAGAGACCGCUUUGCUCGGAUCCUCCUCGCAGCCUCAGUGCUACAGAGUAUCACGCCAGGCCUCAUCUCUGAACUCUUCUUCAGGCCUGUGAUUGGCCAGGCUGACCUGCUGGAGCUGCUGGUCGAAAUGCUCUUCUGCAAGUAGAAGAGGCCUGAAAGAUCUGAAUCCUGUUCUUCAAUAGAGGUGAUCCAGAACUUUGAACUGAAUGGAGAGUGAGAAGGGGUGGACUGCUCAGAGAAGCACUUACAGCACAGUAGCUUACAAAAACUGUGUGAAUGGGCGAAGAUGAGACCAUGAACUACUGAGAUCACAGCAAAGCAAGCAGAGGUCACUAUAUCCCAGACUGAGACGAUUGUAUUCCUUUAAUGGAACAUUUUGCCUUUUCACUGACUGUUAAUAUGUUUAUCUCAUGUUUGGGAUCCUUUAUGUUGUAAAUAAGUAUAUGCAAAUCUGCAUUUACAAAACAUUUCUAAUAAAUAUAUUUUUGUACAUGAACUUAAAA